Messenger RNA from Hyaloscypha bicolor E, 2091 nucleotides. RefSeq lists its product as uncharacterized. The record is from RefSeq and is a predicted model, not a curated record. The transcript is spliced from 3 exons. The coding region runs from base 78 to 1988 and encodes 636 amino acids. NCBI's taxonomy places the organism in Eukaryota, Fungi, Ascomycota, Leotiomycetes, Helotiales, Hyaloscyphaceae.
UGCCACUUGAAGAAGGACGGGCGGCCGACUUUAUCGCACAUGGAGUUGGAAGUGAGACGAUCGGGCUGUGCAACGCCAUGUCUUACCCCAUGGUUAUGGACUGCAUGUUGACCAAUCAGGCUUCAAUGCCACACACCGACCUGAACCGCAUGUUCAACACGGUCCACGAACAUGAGAUUUUGGCAGAAAUAUUGUUCUUCGAGCCAACUCUAGGUAAUAGGAAUUGCUCGAGAGAUGCGAUCACCAAGAUGGCGAACUACGAGGCACUUGCCACCGCGAGCCCAAGCAAGGACGAGCACGCGAAUGCCGCAGGCCAAUUCCAAUUGCAGUUCGUUACGACUGUGAGCGUGAACGUCCCUUCCAAGGCCGAGAAGAAGAGGAAUCAGAAGAUCAUUCGACAAACUGUGAUGAAGAACUUUCGCCAGCAGCAGAGAUCAGAAAAGUUAAAGCCAAAAGGAAAGAACAACGGACUCGCAGCGACAUCGAGUUCGGAUCCUGAAUCCGGGGAUCCCGAGUCCGAUGAACCAUCCUCGAAUGCUUCCCGGGCCUCAAGCAGGUCACAGUCAAAUAGCUUGACAGAGAGCGAUAGCAAGAAUGAAUCUGGAUGUACUGAGCCCCGACGCAGCAGUCGCAACAAAUCACUGAAUCCAUCCGACUUGGGCAGUCCAUUGACCCCACUAGGAGCCGGACGAGUCGACCCCUUUCGGAAGGCCUAUGCAGAUGACAAUUGCCAUAUGCACGAGCUAAUAGAUCAUUCUGUGACGGUCCUAUGGCCAGCUUUCCGACCCCACGGAGCCUCUGAGGGGCUUCCCAAUCUCCCCGCAGCGUGGUUCGUAGCCAGCAACUCUAAACCCGUAGCCAUGCACUCCAUGCUCUUCGGAGCACAAGUGCAUCUAGACGUCCUCCGCGGCCCGCAAGUGAAAGUCGACAACCCGGUCCGCCUCUACCACAAAAUCCGAACAAUGCGCCUGCUGCAAGAGGAACUGAAGCAGCCUGGGAAGAUUUGCUUCGAUGAUGUAUUAUUGGCGAUUCUUGCUCUUUCUGCGAACGAGAUUGAGACGAUUGCGAAUACUAUCAAGGAGAAGAAGAUCCAGUCGCCGUUCAACUCGCCACUUACAAGUCUCCAGUGGCUUGAUAUUUAUGGGUGUAUUUCGCAUAUUGAGGCCCAUGUGCUGGCUAUGCGAACAAUUAUAGAUCAACUAGGCGGGCUGGAGAAAAUCGAGUUGGAAGGUUUGGCGGAGGUGGUGAGUCUUUCUGAUAUCCUCGGAGCAACACAGCGUCUUUCCAAGCCGCAUUGGCCGCUCCUCGACCGGACCUUGAAGUUCGGCCCCUUCGAAAUCGACGAGACCGUCAGGUUUCCCCUUACCAUACAGGGACAGAGCUUCGCAGAACUCGAAUACUUCGGAAUUAGCCAACAAAUGGCCAAUGUUCUCCAGUCCAUGGCCGACUUGACCAUAAUAAUUGACUGCCAUUGUCGAGGAAUGAAGCCCAUAAAAAACUUCACCCCUCUCAUCGAUAGACGAAACUCAGCCCAACACGAGCUCAUGUCUCUACCCUCCGGCGACGAACUACUCGAAGAUGAAGUAACAAGCGUGUGUCUGUACGAGGCAAUUCGCCACGCCGCAUUCAUAUACAGCGCUGCUGUAACUUUUCCUCUACCGGCGAUGUCGGGACAUUUCCACAAACUGGCCGCGAUCCUGCAACCACUGCUCGAAGCCUCGAAGCUCGAUACUUGUUGGCGACAUUGUCCCACAACAUUGCUAUGGAUUCUAGUCCUCGGAGGAAUCGCAGCUUCGGAUACGGAGGAGAGGGAAUGGUUUGUGAAGAGUAUUGCGAUGGUAGUCAAGAUAUUGCAGAUCGGUACGUGGGAGCAGGUGACUGAGAUAAUGGAAGGUUUUCUUUGGCUGGACAGUGCGUGUGAUGCUGGAGGAAGGAUUCUCUGGGCAGAAGUAAAGAGCGAAAGACUUCUUCGCUCACCUAGUGAAUAGUUGAAGUCUAAUUGUAAAGCAAAAGUUACGAGACAACAACAACAACAAUUCAGUUUCGAAGAAUGAUAACAGUUAAAAACAGAGUGACAUCACCGCUCGGUCG